AUGGAGUUAGUACGAAGUGGGUAUGCUGGUGAGCGAUGGGUCGAUCCCCACGAUUACAAGAGAAGAUCGCGAUCACUGGAGGGUGAUCCCGCAGGUCUACGAACCAGGAAACCUUCUAGAAGGACUGGUACGCUAGGGACUAACGAGGUGGUUCGUAGAGGAUUGCUUUUGGCUGGAUGUGCCUUGCAAAACGAAGGCGGUGUCACAAUUAUGAAGACAAAGAAUUUUUCCACAAGUGAGAUUGAUUCACAGGAUGGAGAACAUGGAGUCAAAUUUGAUCACAGAAGCCCACCUGAGGAUGGCUCCGUUGAGGAACAGUUUAACACAUUGCUGAGUGAUGGAACGUAUUUUUGGGGUGAAGCUAGAAAAAAUCUUACAAACAUGUCGAGAGAGAAGAAAUGGGGACUUAUUUGCGCAUUACGCUCGAGUAAAACAGCUAGAAGCUCAAGUGAAUCGGUGAAUUCUACUUUUACUAGACAACAGCUGUUAGAAGAACUGGAUUAUCUGAUUAAGAGAAAAACUACUGACCAUAGUAAGCUACUCCAUCAGCUAGAGAAAUACCUUCGUACCGUUGAUUUCACUGAAGAAUUUCUGGAACGCGACAACGUUAAAGGACUUUUCCAAAACUCAAGUCUGAUAGGACCUGAUGAUUUCUAUGUUUACCUUCGAUGUUUUAAGACAUUGAUGAACCACAAGCAGGGUAGGCUGCAGAUUCUCAAUAAACCGCCGCUACUGAUGUUCUUUUGUAAGCUUCUGAAUGAUGAUGUGACACGACUCAAAUGUAAAGUGGUUUCGGCAGAAAUGUUAUUGAUGCUCACAUAUGUUGACGAAGAUUAUGGGUAUGAGAAAGUACUGCAUCAUUUGAGCCCGUGCUUUCAAGGUUGGUUCAAUUAUAUGGCCAAGACCUUGUCUCGCGAUCCCUCUGAAUUUAGAGAUGCUUCUUUCCUUGGAGGGCUGAAACCAGAGAAGUGCAGGGCAGAUUUUAUGACUACUUCGUUGCUUGUCGUCAAUUCCAUUCUUCAAGCACUCCCGACUAAAGACCAGAAAGUAUCACUUAUGCAAACUUUAAAGGAAUGUGGAAUACAUCAUUGUUUCCAUCUAAUAAAACAGUUGCAGGUCGAUGACACAGAUAAACAAAUCGCCAUAUAUCUCGAGCUGGAGACCGAGCUUAUAGAAGCUACUUCGGCGGCAGAUCAGAUAGAUGACUCUGUCUACCAACCAGCACUUCACUAUUUGUUGAGUCGAACAAAGGGCACGCUAAUUGAACAAGACCUGGCUCAUCUUUUCGAAUCCCUUAACAAGAUAUUGGCUACUAGGACCACUUCAGAAUCCAUUAAACUUUUCCGGUCACUUGGUUCAAUACUGGACUACCUUAUUGAUAAUUUUUGCCAGGCAGUUUCGACCGAACCGGCAUCAUUGGUCCAGGAGUCCAUAAACAAGUUUUUGGAUAACCUAGAGUCUGAAGAAAUUGGUAGAAGAGCCAUGAAAGAAAUGACUGAACUUGAAAAUACCAUCGUUGUUCUGCGAAAGGAGUUGAGCGAGCUGAGAGACUUCAAAGAUAUUAGCAAAGAAAAGCUGGUCACAGAACUGAAGCAUGCUAAGAUGAUUACCAAGACGAAGGACGAAGAGAUCACUGAACUAUCAAAGAAACUGGAAGAAUCCAAAGAAAUGAGAAGACACGAGAAGAAACGGUUUGACCACGCCUUAUCACAUCAACAAGUUAAAGGAGCUAAACUAAUAAACACGUCGGUCUUUGAUAAUCUGAAAUCUACGAAUGACACUCACAAGGCAAAACCAGCCAGAGCUAAAUCCCUAUUGAAGAGUCAGAAAAUUCAUUCUCUCUCCUCUUACAUUGCAAACGCAGCUGAGCCGGUAACAAUCGGACCAAAUUGGGGGGUAUUAGGUCUCAAUGAAGAAGGAAAUGAUGCAGACCAAUCUGUUGCCUUCACAAGGGAUUCCUCGAUUGCUACCGCAACAAAUAUUGCUUACAGACACGAAUCAACAUCCACUUUGCUUUGCGAGUCCUCCAAUCCGCUAUCAAGCGGCAGCAUUGAUGGACCGUCUGGUGUUAUACGCAUUGAAAUGGAAGACUCUAAAAUUCCACCACUGCCGGAACUGCCGGAACUGCCGCCGAUUUCUCAAGCUUUAAAUAAAAACAAAUCUGAACCACCGCCUUCAUCAUCUUUUUCGCCCUUACUGCCGGCGGCAAAGGAAUCAGAACAAAGUACUACAUUAUCUCCACCGCCUCCUCCUCCUCCUCCUCCUCCUCCUUUGCCUGAAAGUUUAAUUGUACCCGGUAAGGAGUCGUUCAAUUCUGAAGUACCUUCAGGACCACCCCCGCCGCCACCCCCAUUGCCAGCAUCAUUUCAGGUAGAAGGGUCAUCUAUUCUAAAACCUAAAGAAGCUUUGAAGCAGAUCCACUGGGAAAAGCUUAAUGAUAUCGAGGAAACACUAUGGGCGGACCAAAAUCAAAAGGAUGAGACUAUGAAAGAGCUUAAGAGAGGUGGUAUCUUCUCUCAAAUUGAGGAAAGCUUCAAAGUUAAGGAAAGAACGAUUAAACAGACCAAAAAUAAAGAUAAGCGAGAAAAGACACCCACGAAGAGCUUUUUACCAAGAGACGUAGCACAGCAAUUUGGAAUUAAUUUGCAUAUGUUUUCUCAGUAUUCACCUGAACAAUUUGUACUCAAAGUUCUUCAAUGCGAUAACGAGAUAAUACAGAAUUCAACUGCCCUUGAAUUCUUCACAAGGGAAGAUUUAGUUAAUGUUACACAGUCUUUGCGAAGAGCUUUUGACCCCUACAGCACCGAUUACCUCAGCGAGGAUGGUCCCUCUAAAGAUCCCGCAGAAUUAGAUCGACCAGACAGGAUUUUCCUUGAGCUUUGCUAUAACUUGCAAUACUACUGGUAUGAGCGUUCAUUUUGUUUAUUCACUCUCACAACAUAUGAAAGAGACUACUACGAUUUCAUUUACAGGCUACAGAAGAUAGAUGAUGUCAUUCAAAAGCUGAGACACGGGACAAGAUUCAAAAGUAUAUUGUACAUCAUUGUGGAAAUUGGCAAUUACAUGAAUAAAAGACCAGCGGAAGGUAUCAAGCUGAGCUCAUUGAACAAGCUUGCAUUCGUGAAGUCUAGUGUGGACAAGAAUACAUCAUUCCUUCAUUUUCUUGAAAGAAUAAUUCGCGUCAAAUACCCAGAUCUUUACGGUUUCACUGAUGACUUGAGCAAGGUGGAAGAUAUUGGCAAGAUUUCGCUGGACCAUCUCGAACAAGAAUGCAACGAGUUCCGCUCAAAAAUUGAUGAGGUGGUACAUACUCUCAAAGAAGGAAAGCUCUCCGAUCAUUCAAGACUGCAUCCAAAAGAUCUUAUCGUGGAGAAGAUCACUUACAAGAUUCGCCGUGCCAAAGUCAAGAGUGACUUGCUUCAGGAUCAGUUCAAACUCAUCAAUAUUGAUCUCAAAAAAUUGAUGAGCCACUUCGGAGAAGAUUUCAACGAUUCAGAAGCCAAAAACAGCUUCUUUCAACAUUUUAUAGAGUUCUCGGUUAACUUUAAGAAAUGCGCCAAAGAGAACAUCGAGAGAGAGGAUAGCCAACGUGUUUACGAGCAAAGAAAGAAUAUGCUCGAGUCACGUCAAAGAACUGCCUCUAACCACAACUCCGAUCUACAGGGAGAAGAUGAAGACGCUGUAGACGUCCUGCUUGCCAAGCUCAGAGGUACGGAAGAGAAACCAGGCUUAGUGAGAAGACGAAAAAUCACACGAUAUACCGCAGAUGCAGCAGCUCAAACCAGAAAACAUCCCAAGAAAAGACCAAUUCCUGCUGGCAGUAAUGGGGUCUUGUUCGAGCGGACACAGGCCAUGUUGAAAGAUACCCAAAAUAUAUGA
This is a messenger RNA of Torulaspora delbrueckii, 3879 nucleotides long. RefSeq names its product formin BNR1 (gene BNR1). Bases 1 to 3879 code for a protein of 1292 amino acids. NCBI's taxonomy places the organism in Eukaryota, Fungi, Ascomycota, Saccharomycetes, Saccharomycetales, Saccharomycetaceae. The transcript has a single exon. Gene Ontology annotation, biological process: barbed-end actin filament capping; actin filament bundle assembly; mitotic actomyosin contractile ring assembly. Gene Ontology annotation, cellular component: cellular bud neck; cell division site; mating projection tip. The record is from RefSeq and is a predicted model, not a curated record. Gene Ontology annotation, molecular function: small GTPase binding; actin binding.